Molecule: messenger RNA, 510 nt
Organism: Arthroderma uncinatum
Lineage: Eukaryota; Fungi; Ascomycota; Eurotiomycetes; Onygenales; Arthrodermataceae
Exons: 1
Coding region: 1-510 (169 amino acids)
Source: RefSeq, a predicted model, not a curated record
AUGGCUCUCCGAGAUAGAAUCGCGGCAACGGAGAGAGAGAUAGAGGAGCGCAAGCAUGAGCAAGAUGCAGUGGAAAGAAAGUUGGAGCAUGCUGCUAUACAAGAGCGGAACAAGGCGGGUUUGGCGCUUAUCCAGCGCGACCUGGAACGAGCCCGGCGGGAGGCGGGGGUACCUUUCUCCCAGGAAGCCCAAGCUUAUGAUGACAAAGCCUCACGCGCACUUACCGCAUCGACGGACUCGGAUAUAGGGAGAGGAGCCAAGCAAGUAGCCACUCUGGGCCAGCGAAGGGGUGAUAUGGCCACAGUGAUUCAUGAGUCUCGUCUUCUCUCACUGGCCGCAGAGAAUAAAAACCUUAAAGAAGAGAAUAAAAACCUUAAGAAGCAGGUGGCACAGCUCAGAGACAUGAACCAGCCAGUCAUCGCGAAAGUACAUCAUUACAAGGAGGCGCUAAGGCAGCUCUGCGGGCGCAUCGGUUUGGAUUUCGCUGAGAUUACUCGUGUCCCAGCAUGA